This is a messenger RNA of Paramuricea clavata, 1833 nucleotides long. Lineage: Eukaryota; Metazoa; Cnidaria; Anthozoa; Malacalcyonacea; Plexauridae. The record is from the annotation of a GenBank genome assembly.
AUGGACGAAAGCAUAUUAAGCGCAGCAGACGAAAUAGAGCACAGUGCAAUUGAGGAAAUCGCUGGCGUUCCCAAUGCGGACAAAAACAUGGCAGUGUGUUCAUGUAGAGGAAUGUGCCUGAGAGAAAAAGGCAGAAAUGCUUGCCCAUGUAAAGAAACAGGACAGUUUUGCUCUUCUGUUUGCCACCCAGACAGUACUUCGUGUUGGAACCGGCUCAACCAAAGUGAUACUGAUAAUUCGAGUGAAACGUCAGAAGGUGAAACACAGGUACGUACGUUUUGAAAAGAUGUAAGAAAUUCUGUAUUUAAUACCCGCUCCUGGAUUCUAGUUUUUGAAAUGUACAUGUUACAAUUUUAGGGAGCAUACGAGCAUGAUAGUGACGAGGCUUAUGACAUUCAGGAACCAAGUGCAAAGCGAGCGAGGGGGCGUGCACGCGGUCAAAGAAAAUUUGGCGAAACCUCUUCUCGGGAUCGUGAAACUGCCUCGGAAACCAUACGUGGAUCGAGAGCUAGAGGUCGCGGUAGAAGUCGUGGUAGAAGUCGUGGUAGAGGUCGCGGUAGUGGUGUAGGUCGUGGACGAUUACAGGCUGAAGAAAACGCUGAACAACGUGUGGUGGACCACGAACAACAGCUGCAGGUAUGGUAGCUCAUAUUUGAAAUACCCCUUUUCCCAUUUGUUCUUUUAUUAUAGUAGACACAGUUUUCUACUAUUAGCCAUUACUGUAUAUAUGAUUAUAUUGGGGUUAUCAUCUAAAAUACGAUCUGUGGGUGGUCACUAUAUAGGACACACCUUCACUAUGAUGUAUAUACUCCUAUGUAAUAUACUUCUAUAAUUUUCAAUCUUAGGGUGUAUUGAAUCCCUGAUUCGUGUUUCAGAAUGGGUAACUAAAGAGUUUUAGCUCAUCAACAAAAUUGUGAUGUUAGCUAAUAUGCCAACCAAUUUAUACUGUUAACAUACCCCCCUUCCCCCGGCAUUUGACAACUUGCUCUAUCCCCAGAGUGAGAAAUUUGACCUUUUGAACUGCUGUUAGGGUAGAUAAUUUUAUGCUAUGUCACAAAACAUGGGGCAUUUGACCAUUUAAUACACCAAAUUGCAUGAAGUCUGAGAUAAUUUGAAUAGCAUUUUUGUGCUGGAAGUGAGAGAUAUGACAGCAACAUUUCAAAAAUUUCAAAUGCCCAGGUGUAUACCUGGGGGAAUGUUAAGAGUAUAAAUUGAUUGGCACAUAAACUGACAUGGUUGUGGCAAGAAUCAUAUGUUGUUAAGCUAAAUUUAUACUAUACUGAAAGUGUAUAUAUGUUUUUUUAGAAUUUAGUUGCAAAUAUGGAUUUGGAUGCAUUAAGAAGGUUGGCACUUGAAUUGCUUCGAAGACAGCCGGCAACAUUUGCUGACUUGGUGAAUGGUGAGUUACCAUUUGUACAAGGGCAAUUACCAGAUCCAGAUGAUCCAGAUAGGCCAGACCCUCCACCAGAUGAAAGUCCUGAAUGGUGUUUUUGUGGCUGUUGUGCUCCAAUGCCUUCCCAAGAUGAGAACAAAUGUUGUUCAAGACGACUCAUGCCUUGUAUUACCAUUAAUCCUCUAUUUAAUCAGCUUGUGCUUGAUGCAAAUGUCCUGGACAUUGCGAUGAGAUACAGAGAGGACAUAUUAGUUAUGGAUCAUCCCAGAAACAAUGAAAACUUUCGUCAUUCUGCAUACCGGCAGUUUGUUUUAUGGCAGCAUGGGCGGUUGGGCAGGGGCAACAGAGUAGUUCUACCAAGUUGUUGUGUUCUUGCAAUAAGAGCAAGAUAUCCCUCUCCAAAUGGAGUUUAUACAGGUUUCAGGCCUGCUAGACUUUAG